This is a messenger RNA of Mya arenaria, 6022 nucleotides long. RefSeq names its product trichohyalin-like. The record is from RefSeq and is a predicted model, not a curated record. The coding region runs from base 155 to 4192 and encodes 1345 amino acids. Lineage: Eukaryota; Metazoa; Mollusca; Bivalvia; Myida; Myidae. Gene Ontology annotation, biological process: smoothened signaling pathway. Gene Ontology annotation, cellular component: plasma membrane protein complex; ciliary membrane. The transcript has 30 exons.
UCGAUCGAACAUUUUCGGACAUGAUUGCAGUGACAAAUAUACUUUAUGGAACAAUUUAACUAUGGAUCAAACAUUUUUUAACAAUUGAAUUUGAGAUAGAAAUUUCGGGCUGGAGAAAACAAUCGUAGAUUGAUUUUAACAGGUUGUUACAAAGAUGGGUAGGUGUCUUCCGUUUCUGCUGCUGGUGCUUGUGACUGUGUUUGGCGGCCGCUCAGCCAUAUCCAUCUUGGACUUAGUAGCAAUCAACUCUACUUCCAUCACCGGUGUAAUCAAUUCUACUGAUGACCUCGCAUAUGUGAACUAUACGCUUGACUUCCUUGCUGAUUCUGGAUCGCUUGAUACAUACAACUACCUUGUUGGCACGGCAACCCAUGCAGGCGAAGAGGUCACGGUCAACUAUGCCGAGAGUUAUGGUCCACCAAUAUUGGAUGGUCCGACCAUGAGGUUCGCCCAUUCUAUUCAGAGUACUGGUCGAACAACAAGCGAUGGUGAUGACAUAUUUGAGCUGAGCUGGUAUGUGGCGAAUCUCCCAGGUAGUUUAGAUGCUGGCAAUGUGGAAAUAGCGUGUUUCCUGGAUGCUGGCCUUAAACUUAAUCUGCCUAAGCUUAGUUCUUCAAUAUCUGCGGGCAAUUACUCUGUCAAUUCUAAACGCAAUUUUAUCGUUUGGUACGUUGGAAAUAUGACAGCUGGCUACAAUUUAACUGCAAAUGGCACUGCCGAUGUGUUUAGAGAGGACAUGCAAGAUGGCCACAAUUUAUUCCCGUGUUACCUUACAUACACCAACACAACAGACCCUAAUUCCCAGGAAUUUGGUCCAUUAACAGCCGAAGUGUGCAUAGAUGCCAAUAUUGAAACCAAUCAGAGUAUACUAUACCAGCAUGGAUUUACAGCUCUGGCGUUCUUUAUGGCGUUAAUUCUGGGCGUAUUACUGGUCUGCCUGGUGUUCUUCAUCUACCAUUUUAUGCGCAGGAAAAAGUCAGUCUCGCCAUCAAAAGCCAACGGGGAAGCCAUGAUGGUGAAGAGGGGAAAAACUAUCAUGAUGGAUGAAAAUGAGGCUUUCAAGAAACAGGGGCACACCAUAAAUGACUACAGUGUGAUAGGGGAGGGGGACUCAAUUGUUGGUGUUCUCGGCAUGAAGGACAAAAUGCAGAUGCAUCGAGAAAUCGACAGCCUCGAUAUCGUUAACACCGUCAAUAUCGAUACUGGCCUGGAGAAGGAGAGAAAUGAUGCCUCCGUGGCAACUACAGAACUUCUUAUCACAGGUCUACACAGCAACAAGGACAUCAACAAGUCAGUUAUGGACAACGCCAUCUCAAACCUGCGUUCCCGACGUAAACACCUGGACAACCAGCAAGAUGAGGACUAUAAACGUGAAAUGAAGAAACUCUACAAGAAAAUCAGCGCUAAAAACAGGGCGAUGAUGAACAACCUCCUGCAGAAACAACGGGAAGAGAAGAAAGAACUUGUCAGCAACACACAAGAUCUUCCUGCUAAGGAGCGUAAUGAGAUGAUCAAGUUGAUGAACGAGCAGCACCUGUCAGAGCAGAACGCGGAGACGUAUAGACUUAAACUGGAGCAGGAUGAGGAGACAGAGAAACUCCGCAAGGAGUAUGCAAUCCGAGGACGUAUGGGCCUGAAAGAGUUACAGCUGCAGGCACUGACGGACGUACGGACACAGGGAAAUCUAUCGGACCCCCAGGUAAAAUGGCUACUUAGUGAACACCAGAAGACCCAGAAAUCACUCGAGGCGAUGUACGACGAUGAGAUUUCACGACAGAGGAUGAAUUUGGAGGAGAAAUUGGCACGUCGGAAAGCUUUAGCUCAGGAAGCGGAAACCCAAGAAGAAGACACAGACGACCUUCUGAACACCGUGGCUGGGCAGCAGAUGUCAGCCAUCGAAAAAAUGAGGAAGGGUAAAGCCAUAUCCUCAGCUGAUGCAAACGUCCUUAUUGACCAAUCGAAGCAGGAGAUGAUUGCAAUUAAGAACAAGAUGGAGAGCAACCGUAGCAAACAGGAAAAUGAGCUUCACAAGCGUCUUAGUGACCUGAAGAAAAAGCGUCUCUCUGACCUAUCGAAGGAACACAUUGGGGAAAUUAAUGAGUAUGACAGGAAGUGUAAAGAGAUGCAGACAGACGGACCCGUAGAUCCGCUGACAUAUGCUGAUGGAAGGUUGAAGCUAUUGUCACAGCAGAGAGUGGAGCGUAACAAUUUGGAGAACGAGAUUGACACCAGUAACACACAAGAGCUUACAAAGAUGCGAAGUGAGAUGUGCACUCAGACGGAACAAGAGUUACGACAUGUUGCCGAUCAUCUGAAAGAAAAACUUGACCCUGACCACCAAUCUCAACUUGACCAGUUGCUCAGAGACCAUGAAAGAGAGACGGCAGCUCUGCAGGUCAGUCAGGAGAAGAACAGGCAGAAAAUGAUGAGAAAACUGCAGGAUCGUCUAGAGGAGAGUCGAGAACAAUGGAGCCAGCGCAAAGAGGCUGAGAAAAUGGAGCAGGAACAACUCAGGGAAUAUGAGGACAAUGUUGUCAGUAAGCUGGUGAACAGUCAGGUAUCAAUGUCAGAUGAUGAGAGGGCACGAAUCAUGAAAGAGCACGAGAAACAGAUGGUCCAACUAGAAAAUAGUUUGACACUGAACAAGCUGCGUCAGAAGCGUAUGAUAGAAGACAAGAUUGCUCAGCGUCGGGCCGCACAGAUGGAGAAACUUGGCCUUAAACAACACAAGGAGAAAGAGGCUCAGCGUCGAAAGAUGGAGAACAACGCGGAGGAAUCUGAUGAUGAAGAUGCCCAGCGUAAGAAACUUGAACUGAUGAAGGAGCAUGUGGAACAAAAGAUGGCCGUCCUUCAGGGACGCAAGAUGGACUGGGACACAGAAUUAGAGUCGAUCCGGGUAGAAAUGCUGAAGGAGAGAUCUGCAGCCCUCAAGGAUCAGGAGGAAAAACUGGGAGCUCUUGUGGCAGGACUUCAAUUGUCCAAGGCUAAAGAGCUUGCAAAGAUCGAAGAACAGCAGAGAGCGAUCCACAACCUGAAGACUAACCUGAUAGAUGACUUGAACUCUCGAGGAGUGUUGACUGAUCCGGAGACACAGGCUGUGAUUAAACGACAUCAAGAGGAACAAGAAGUUUUGAACCAAAGGCUGGAUGGUCAGAGACUGCAGCAAGAACAGAUUCUACGUCAAAAGCUCCAAAUGCGACUUCAGCAGAGGGAAAAAUCGAUGGUACAAAAACAAGAUGAGGAGCUGAAAAUGCUGGUGGCCCCAAAUAAGACCGCUGCCAAGAUUAAGAAGAUGCUUAUGAUCCAUAACCAUAUGGUGGCAAUGGAGAAAAUGAGGAACCAGCUAGAACGGGAGAUCAGUCAGACCCUUGAGCAGGUGCGGUAUGAGUAUGAGGUGUGCAAACGACGUGCCAUUCAGGACCAGGAAAUGGAGUUUAUUGCGGGCCUGACGCGAGUAGGCACAAUACCGAAGGAAGAACUGGAGUCUGUGAUACAGACACUGUACCCUGGCAAGUCUGAGCAAGAGCUUCAAGAAAUACUCAACAAGAUUUUCGACCCGAAACUGCAGACUAACAAACCACCAAUGGAUCAUGCACAGGCGAGCCACCUUUUGAGUCGAGUGAAGAAUUCUCAAGCCAACCCGCCGCCCUUUCUGCGCCGAACUUCAUCCAUCAGCCAGCAAAGCCUUACAGUAACAGCAAGGGAGAUAACUGUUCAUGAAGCAGAGUCGCCCCGUAAGCCGAGAAAACAGCGAAGCAAUGACCAAUUCAACCCUGGUCUAGAACAACAACAGCAUUAUGAUAUGGAUCAUUACGAGGAUAAUUCCCGCUUCCGCCCGAGCAGUCGCCAGUUUGAAGAUCAACCUCGAUUCCCUCAUCCUGCAGCUAGAAGAUCACUUGGCAAUUCAACAGGUUUCAGCGUAGAAGAUCGCCAAUCUUAUGAUCAAGCACCCCACCCACUUGAAGAAAGCUAUUCAUCUACUCGUCAAAAUGGUUACGCCAACAGGCAACCAGUCGUUGAAGAAGACAAUGACAUUGCCACGGCAAUGUAUGUCUCGGGCGACCAACGGCAACCCCCUUCGAAAUUACCUCCCCUUGAACCUACUGGCAGGAGGAAAAAGAAGAAAAAGAAAUUUUUAAAGAAAGUUGCUCAAGAUUCACCCAGACAUCAUGAUGAUGAUGAUGACUUUUAGCUCAUUUACCGAAUUGUAGAUUAAUUCAUCGAUGAAUAUUAAAAUAUUUUUGUAUGACAUGAACUAUAUUUGACCUUUAUAUAGUGUAGUUUAGCCAAACUCAAUAAUAUCUUCCGUCCAUGAAUACUCAAGUGAUUUUUAAGUCUUUUACAUUUUUGUCUUUAAAAAAACAACACGAGUACAUUGAAAUUGUGUAUAGAGUGGUUGUUAUACAUGUUAUCAUUUUAUCACUCACUGGUUGAAAUACCCAAAAUUGUUUCAUUAUUCUGUCAUACCAAAAGUAAGUAAAUAUGACUUGAAAAAUGAAAAUUUACUGAAAUAAUUUAUAAGCGGAAAAAUAAACUAUAUGACAAUUUUUUUACAAAUUACAGGGAAGAUAUUUAACCCGGAUUACAUGUACAUUUAAGUGCAAAAUUUAUUAGAUGUUAUCCAUUUUACUUGUAUGAGUAGAUUUUAGCCUUAGUGAGUGACCAAUACCUGCAGUUUAAAACAAUUACAUCACCAAUUCACCAUGUAUCUUACAGAUUCGUGUUAAGUCUUUUACACUGUGGGCCGAUUGUUUAGAACGUUGGUAAAGUUAAAAACAUGAUUAAGGACAUAGUUGUUAACUUAAAAAGGUGAAAUAUUUAAUGAUGUACUCAUUUAUUUUCAUAAUUAACAAGUACAGCUGAAAAAGUUGUCACAAAUCUUUUUAGAAAUACUGCAGAUCAUAAGUGUAUCCGUGAAACGUCCAGGGUAGCAAAGAUUUGAAAGUUAACAAUGAUGAUGUUAACAACGUCAUUAACUUUUAAAAAAGUACUGAACAAUUGGGCCAGUGUGUUAUUUCUUAUUUGUUAUUGAUAUUAUUCAUUAUGCAUCUUAUUCUGUUGUUGUUAAUCUUAGUUUUAAAAGGAUCUUUUAUAUAUUUACCAUAUUAUACCAGUAAACCUAUACAUACAUGUACUUGAUAAAUGGAGCCUUUUCAUCACUCCAUUUCUUACCAAUCAUGACUUGUUUUAAUUAUACUCAUUACACUCUUGUUCUUAAAUUUUUCAAUACCAGUAAAUUUUGAUUCUUGAUUAUACAUUUUACUAACAGCACUGUGAAUUAAGAUUUAUAUUAAUAAUGAUCAUUUUGCUGUACAGAAAACCAUUUCUCACCGACACCAAAAUAAACAUUGUGUUGAAUGAAUUACAAGCACAUUCCUUUUUUUAUACAGUUGAACUAUUUUGCUCAUUUUUUUUAUAUUUUUGUAUUAAAGUAUUAUCCUAGCCUUGGGUUCAUCUCUCAAAUGUAAAAAUGUGAAUUUAGACAAUAACUUGAUUAGAUACCACAGUAUGUUUACAUGUUACCACAGUAUGUUUACAUGCUACCACAGUAUGUUUACAUGUUACCUGUGAUAAAUAAUGCGCAUGUGUAGCAAUUCCAAAGACUCUUAAAUAACUUUAUUUUUUUUAUUAUUUAUUUACUUUCAUUGACAAAAAUAGAUGAGCUUGAGAUUGGGUUGUUUAACAGUUAUUGUGAUAUUUUUAUUUUUUUAAGUUUCUUUUAAAUGUUGUCUUCAUGUUGUGCCAAAGGUGCAGAUAUGAUUUUUUUGGUUCUUCAGAAAACUGAUUGUUUUUACACACAAUUUAUUACUUUACUUUUAUAUGUUAACCAUUGUUAAAUGUACUAGUUUGGUGAAAUGUGCUUAUGUAUCUGUGAUAAGUUUUAUCAGGGCUGUUUCACUUGGUAACUAGUUUAGUAGAAAAGAAUAGCUUUUUUUCUCUAUUCACAUGUUUCUAUCUAUUCUGUUAAAUUUUUAUACACAAGUAUAAUAAAUGAAAAAAAUAAUAAAGUAGAUUCUCAGAG